Dreissena polymorpha is the source of this 1539-nucleotide messenger RNA. Its product is annotated as metalloreductase STEAP4-like. NCBI's taxonomy places the organism in Eukaryota, Metazoa, Mollusca, Bivalvia, Myida, Dreissenidae. Gene Ontology annotation, cellular component: endosome; plasma membrane. The transcript has a single exon. Gene Ontology annotation, biological process: copper ion import. The record is from RefSeq and is a predicted model, not a curated record. Gene Ontology annotation, molecular function: ferric-chelate reductase (NADPH) activity; cupric reductase (NADH) activity. The coding region runs from base 1 to 1539 and encodes 512 amino acids.
AUGUCUAGCAAAGAAAAAAGACGCCGUGUUGGUAUAUUGGGAACCGGAGACUUCGCGAGAGCUCUAGCAAAACGCCUCUUUUUCUCUGGAUAUGACGUCAUUCUAGGAAGCAGAAAACCGGAAAAGAAAGCGAUAUACGCUAUGGAUCAAUGCCUGUGCAAUGUGCAGGUUCUAUCCAUCGAGGAGUGCAUUAAGAGUGCGUCCAUUAUAUUCCUGGCAGUCCAUUUCGAUAAUGUCAAGGAGCUUCUUACAGAACACGUCGUGAAACUCGAAGGAAAGAUUAUUAUCGAUGUAUCCAAUAGAGAAAGACCCAGCAGCGUCACGUCGAACGCGGAACUUGUCCAGAAAAUGGUUCCCGGCUGCAUUGUUGUCAAGGCGUUCAACGUCAUAUCUGCCUACGCGAUGGAGAACGAUUAUAACUCGAGCAGUAAACAGGUCUUUAUUGCCAGCAACAGCGAGAACGCGCGAGAUGUGGUGGCCAAUAUUGCAAAGGACAUGAACUUCCGACCAGUGGACUUUGGAGGACUGUUUGCUGCUCGGAGAAUCGAGAAACACCCGCUGCGACUAUUUUCGGAAUGGAAAGGCCCGCUAGGUUUCGCAGUUUGCGUUUUCAUCGUUUGGCUAAUAUUUCUCAUUUAUAUAUACUAUAUUGUAGAGUCCGUAUAUAAAUGGGAGCAACUGUUCGUCAAAGUGCUGAACAAAGCCUUUUGCAUGACAGGCAUAACGACGUUGUCAGUGACAUACUUGGCAAGUAGUUUUGCUACAAUGGUUCAAAUCUACUACGGCACAAAGCACAUACGUUUCUCGCGGUGGCUAGAUAAAUGGCUGAAAAAUCGAAAGCAACUAGGCCUCCUAUCCUUCGCGCUGAUAUCAAUACACGUGAUCAUGUCAGUGCUGACCAUGUCUCCGACGUACCUAAGCUCCUGGUAUCACAGUACCACAGUUACAAUUCCCGCGAAUCUCACGGUACCGUUGCAGUUAAAGCAGACAACGUGGAUGAAUUGGAAAGGAGAGGCGGCCUGUUUGGUUGGCAUCAUAGCCUACGUGGUACUUAGUUUCAUUUGCGCCACCACUUUCCCGUCCGUCACGGACACGUUAAACUGGCGUGAGUGGAGGUUCGCGCAGUCAAAGAUGGGACACGCUGCUCUGCUGCUAUCUGUCGGACACGUUCUGGUCAUGGGGAUACCAGGAUGGCUGUCAAAGCCCCAUCUCAUUUACAAAUCUAUUACAUUCCUGUGUUUAAUUAUACCUUGGAUAACAUUACUCGUUAAACUUGUAUUUUCCUUCCCGUUGGUAGACCGCUAUGUGAUGAAAUUACGCAAAGGCUGGGAGAGAAGGGAGAAAAAUUGUACAGCGGACUGCGCUCGGCCCGUUACGAACGAGGUGUAUGCGUCUUUUGACAUGAACGCGGGGAAGCGGAAAGCGUGCACGGACGCAUGCACGUGCCCUGAUGACCCAAUGCCAAUGAUGAACUUUGGGAGCUCUAUAAGCAUCAUUGCUAGUGGGAAAGGUCAAUUAGAAAAUAUCCAUAGCCUUUAA